UGUACUUUUGAGAUUGGUACUAUAGAAAGUCAUGAGUUCCCCACCCUGCCCUAACUGGAACUGCCGUCUUAGGUUGGUGCUGCAGGACAUUUUAGGACAAAAAGUCUUUUUAAGGCAUGAAAAUAGCAGCAGACGGGUCUUGUUUGCUUUGGCAGAGGGAGCAGUUUUCCCUCCCAAGUAGCUCUGGGUAAGACCUAAUCUCUAAAGGUAAUCAUGUAAGUCCCAAGUUCCAAGUGACAGCAAGUGACUGCAGUUAAAAUACUCCCUCAGUCUUUUCUCCCUGUUAUUUUUGUAAGUUUACUUUCUAGGAGGUAGUUUACAAAUGGACACACUUCCUGUAUUUUUUCUCAGGUUGUGGAACACCUGCAGCUGCCAGAUGGGAUCAAGGGGCUCUUGUGGUCCUACUUUGAGACUCCCCAGCCGGGUGGCUUCUGCCAGAACAGCCACUUCAGCCCCUGGCAGCUGGGGAAAAACUGUCUGAGGAAUUCAUGUACUCAUAUUCUCUGGCCUUUGGGUGUCUGGCAGAGAGAGUAAGGAAUAAAAACAUGUACCUAACUGUCUUUAUGCUGUUUAGAUGAAAGUUGAAAAGAUGGGUUUCUUACUGCUAAUAUGUAGAAACACCAGCUUUAGUCAGUGGCAUCUUGUUUCUGAACAGACUAUAGAUGGGAACAGAAUGGGACUGGUGGAUUGGAUCACUUUCCCCUCUCUCCAAGUAGAUCUCAAGUGCCGUGGUGACGUUGGUUUUCAGUGCCAGUACUUGCCUCCUGUUUUUUAGCUUCUCAUUUCACAAGGUUGUUUCUUGGGUGACAGGUUCCCCAUCAGCAGCCAAUGGAGCAUUCCUCUGAGCCACUUUGCUGCCCCAGUGAGCUGCCGCAGUAAGCCAACUUGCUCUUGUCUGUUUUUCGUAUGUCAGGGCCUAUUGCUGACCCUGCAGAGAUCAAACUAAGAUGACUACGGAGAGAGAAGCUGCAAAAACAAUGUAUGUAAUCUUUCACCUCUGGUUCGGAUUGGGAUGCCUGCUUCCUCUCUCCUUUUGGACUUAUUUUCCUUUGGCUCUGGUAGGUUUGGGCAAGAAGUGUCAGAGCCACUCACUAAGGAGGCAAAGUGCCUGUCCUCUGAAGUCUUGCAAAUUUAAAACUUCAGCCUUUUUGGAUGCCAAAAAGUAAAGGUGGUCCUAGAAUAUUAGACUUGGAAGGUCUAGUGCAGACUCCUUACUUUGUGUUGGGAUUACAGAAACUCAGAGAGGUUAAGUGACAUUUUCAAGGGCACACAAUGCUUGGGGAGAUCCCAGACCAGAACCAAUCACUUCCUGUUGACUCAGCACCUUGGGAAUACAUGGAGUUGGCCAUAAUGCAUCUUUUCUUCUUGGGUUGUCAUCGUCUCCUUAGGGGAAGCGUAUAUGCUGGUGUGCAUCUUAGCAGAGAACUGUAGUGAAGCCAGUGGUGUAGAACCAGAGAGUUUAGAACCACACUGCCUGGGUUUGAAUCCCCUUUCUUUUAUAGACUGGCAGUAUGACCUCAAGCCAAAUCCUUUAAAUUCUAUUCAUUUCCCCCUCUGUAAAAUGAAGAUUAUAUUAUCUUUCUCAUAGGGUUGUAGUGGGUUAAAUGAGAUAAUUCAUGUCACUCUCAGUACAUAAAUGUCAUUUAAGAGAUACUACUAUUAAUAAGUGUUUCAAAUCACUCUCAACAUGGACCAACCAGAUUUCCCUUUGCCUUCUUGCUUCCCAUUUCAUGCUUCUAGUCUUCUAAGAACCAGAACAAGACCCACCUUCUCUGAAACCUUCCCAUGAGGUGGACUUCGGAGUCUGACAGACUGGUUUUAUUUCCUAGCCUCACUGCUUAAUAGUUAAGAAACUUCAGUUUCCAAAUCUGUAAAACCUCUGACAAGAACCUAGAUUACUAUGAGGUUUGAUGGUGAAGAUGCAUAUGGAGCACAGUGCCCCAUGUUCCAUGACUGUGAGUUCCCUUCAUUAGUCCCUCCACUUUUCUUUCCAUUACACGAAUUCAUGCUCCUCUCUCCAUUUGCAUGACAUCUCUGUGUGGUUUAGCAUUCCAUGGCCCUCUGUUCCAGGAGAGGCGGUUCUGUCUCAGCAGUAUGUAGUAAGCCCUAAAAAACAGGGACUUGCCUGAUUGUGGCUUCACAGAACUGCCUGAGAGGUAGACACAGCUUCCGCAUCCUUCUUUGGAGCCACAGUGUCCACAGGGACCACGGCCUCUGGGAUUGCCCUUGGCCCAGCAGUGCCAGCUCCAGGCCUGGAGCCAGGCAGGCAGCCAAGCCCAUCCCCAGAAACAGCAGCCUGGUUGGCACAGGGGAGGAGGGAGGCUGGAGGCUGAUGUGCGUGCAGGGAGGGAGGCAGAAGCAGUUGGAGCUGAGAUUGAAAGAGGAAAGCUGGAGGCUAAUCUCGGUCCAGCGUAAACUGAGCAGAGCUACUGUCUUUGAUCUUUCAGGCUGGCUGGCUCCUCUGGCUGAUGGCAUGUUGAGGCACAAGGGCCAGUGGCAGCGAGGGCAUCCGAUCCAGAGGGGGCCACUCUAGAGACCAGGCCACCAGCACCAUGGGCCAGUGUGUCACCAAGUGCAAGAAUCCCUCAUCAACUCUGGGCAGCAAGAAUGGAGACCGUGACCCCAGUAGCAAGUCACACAGGCGGGGUGCAGGCCACCGUGAGGAACAGCCAUCAGCCUGUGGCAAGCCAGGUGGAGAUAUCCUUGUCAAUGGGACCAAGAAGGCAGAGGCUGCCACAGAGGCCUGUCAGCUGUCAACGUCCUCGGCAGAUGCUGGGAGGGAGCCCAGGUCCAAUGCCGAAGAGUCUUCCUUGCAGAGGUUGGAAGAACUGUUCAGGCGCUACAAGGACGAGCGGGAGGAUGCAAUUUUGGAGGAAGGCAUGGAGCGCUUUUGCAAUGACUUAUGUGUUGACCCCACGGAAUUUCGAGUGCUGCUCUUGGCUUGGAAGUUCCAGGCUGCUACCAUGUGCAAAUUUACCAGGAAGGAAUUUUUUGAUGGCUGCAAAGCAAUAAGUGCAGACAGCAUUGAUGGGAUCUGUGCACGGUUCCCUAGCCUCUUAACAGAAGCCAAACAAGAGGAUAAAUUCAAGGAUCUCUACCGGUUUACAUUUCAGUUUGGCCUGGACUCUGAAGAAGGGCAGCGGUCACUGCAUCGGGAAAUAGCCAUUGCCCUGUGGAAACUAGUAUUUACCCAGAACAAUCCUCCGGUUUUGGACCAGUGGCUAAACUUCCUAACAGAGAACCCCUCGGGGAUCAAGGGCAUCUCCCGGGACACUUGGAACAUGUUCCUUAACUUCACUCAGGUGAUUGGCCCUGACCUCAGCAACUACAGUGAAGAUGAGGCCUGGCCAAGUCUCUUCGAUACCUUUGUGGAGUGGGAAAUGGAGCGAAGGAAAAGAGAAGGGGAAGGGAGAGGUGCACUCAGCUCAGGGCCCGAGGGCUUGUGUCCCGAGGAGCAGACUUAGUGGCACUGUCACAGGAGCAGCAGCAAGGAUCUAUCUGCCUGCUGCCCAGCAGCCAACUGAGGAACUGGACCUUUCUGGAAGUUACUGAAGAUCCGGAUAUUUUCUACUUUACACCUUUCUCUGCCUUGUAUCUGAAAGGGCUCUAAAAUGCUGUAUCAUGUUUUAGGCACUUUCUUCACUUUUUGGUUAUUUUGGUUACUUCAUUUUUUGAGGGGGUUCCCCCAAAUAUUUGAACCUGGCUACAUGUUGUGUAUCUUUUCUUUGAAGCCUUCAGAUAGAAUAAGCCUGCCAUUUCUUGCACAUAUUGGAGGGGUUUUUUUGUGGGGGAGGGUGUAGAACAGGGAGGGCAAAUGGAACAGUUAGGUUGAAUUAACAUUACAAGGUGAUACAGUGCCAGAUCUCAGUUUAGCAUAUUCUGUUUUUCAGGGCAGGUCUGUACUGUGUGUAGUGCUGUUUACAUGGUUGAAUUUAGGUUGUAAUAAUUAUUUUUAAAGAUUUACACAGAGUUGAAUAGCAGUGUUAACUGUCAACCACAUUGCAUUAAUUCCCAGGCAGUUUAAAGCUCUUGGAGAGUUAAGGCCAGCCAGGAGUGUUUGUAGUCUGGUGACAACCCCCUUUUAAGCUAAUUUAUCCAAAACUCUUAUUACUUUCCUCACUUCCUGCUCAUUCCUUCUUUAACCUAUUGCAUUUCGUGUUGAUUUUAUCCAUCAACAUGCUGCACCUGUCAGUCAAGUGAGCAUUUUUUUUUAGAACACAUUGUACUGAGAACCACUUAAGCAUUGAAUGCAGAGAAAGCAGUGCUACCUCAGUUUUUUUGGAAGUAGACUUCGAUAGUUUUCUUUCUUUGAUGAAUUUUCUGUAUUUUCGUGUUGUAAGUGGAAAUACUUUAUUUUUUCAUUUGCCUUGGAGCCAAAGUUUCUGUUCUGGGUGGUCGGAAAACUGUGCCUACCGGCCAGCUGACUUGAAGGAAAACUGGUAUGGAGCUCUGCUUGAAUUUUUUUUUUUUUUUUUUGAGUAUCAUCUGCUUACUUGUCUGGCAAGUGCAGAAGCCUGAGGCUGGCCUGAACUCUGCCAAACAAAUACAGAAGUGUAUUUAAUAGUUACAUGUGUGCCCUUUCCCUUCUUGCUGCACCCAUGUUGUCACUUAAUCCCCAGGAAUUAUUUAUUAUCUUCUUUGUUAAUGUCAGGCUCAUUUGGGGUAACGUGAUGACUGUUUAGGUUUACAUGACCCCUCUUGCCUUCCCAUGCCCCCAGAAUAUGUAUAUAUACAUAUAUAUGUAUAUAUUUUACCUGUAUAAAAUAUAUAUAUAUACACAUAUAUGUAUCUAUAUUCCUUUGUUUCUUUGCCUGCUAUAAAACUGGCCAUAAAAUAGGGACUGCCUUCAAUAUAUAAAGUAUAGAAGAAUGCCAGGGAGUGUUAUAAUGGAGGCUUUUGAAUCAGAAUUUGGGCUAUUUUCACUUAAAAGAAGAUGAAGUUUCUCAGCCUUUUUCUCAAAGCAGGGAGGCCAGUCCCCCAGCCUCCUCUGCGUGCUUGCUCCGUGAGGCCAGAAUUGCCCCAACUGCCACCCAGGAGCGGACUUGGUUUCAGUAGAGGGUCCUCUUGUUAUUCUUCCAUUUAAAAAAUAUGUCCUCAUAAAACUGUACUGGAAAGGUGGGUGGCAGGAACUUGUAGAGUUCAGCUUCCAACACAUUGGAACAGAUUGAAAAGGGAAUCUUUUAAAUAAAAACUUACAAAAUAUUUAUCCUCUUGAGGUAAUGAGAAUUUAUCUAUUAAACACUUGGAGUUUUUUCUCCCAACUAUCCUAUCUCCCUCCCUCCCAGGUAUGUUUCUCAACCUGGGCAGAAAUUACUUAUUUUGAGUUCCUUAUUAAGUAGCCUUAUGGUUUCAGGAUCCCAUUUUAGAAUAAUGAUUAUUUAAGGAGAUUUUGCAGUUGUUGUUUUCAUAAAAUUGACACAGACAUAGGGAACACUUUUAAAUCCUAAAUCUUAGAGUUGCCCUUCUGGAGGGGCAGAUGGGUAACUUUAAAAUCAAGCCCACGGUAGGUUAGCAAUACUGCUAGAAAGCUAUAGAGGGUCUCAGGCUAAAUGUCUGGCUUUGCUCUAACCUAGGACACAAGAUCUUUGACUAAAGAGUUUCUAGGGGCUCUGGCAGGUUCUAUUGGCUCAACUGUAGUUGGGGUGCCCAGGCUGAGGUCUUAAAGAGACCACCUUCCCAUCCAGCCAAUCUGCAACCUCCUGUUUCUCCUAAUUCUGGAUUGGGUAGAGGUGGAAAGGAAAAGGCAGGCUGUGCCUCGCCAGGUAAGGCUUUCUGUCCCAGAUGAGCAGGGUGUAUGGAGAGAAGUGUACCAAAGGGGGAGGUGCUGAGGAUCCUGAGGACUCCGGAGGAGCUGGAUUCCUUCCCUGGCCUGUAAGAAGUCAUUCCAUGCUGAGGUAUACUAUAGUGUGUGGAUUUUGUUUUUAUUUAAGUUGUUCAGCUUCCUCACCCUCCACAAAAGAGCCUUUUAAAAAUUAUUUGUUCAUAUUUUUAAUAAUCUAUUUGUUACAGAAAUGUAAAUGAGAAGCCAGGGAAGUGAGCAGUCAGGGAGGGACUUACAGGUUUCUUUUAGGUUUUAGUCCCUGACGUAAGGAAUUUAAGUUAAUGCAGUAGCUCUGGAUCAGUGCUUGACUUUUUUAAGACCAUAGGGAAAGCAGUUUUUCUCCCAAGCGAUCUAAGGUGGGGUGUAUGUAGGUUUCCAGUUACAUUUCUGGGAAAUGACUUGUCCCUGUUCCUCUUCACCUAGGAAUAGGUUUGCUGCUUAAUGAGCAGUACUUGUAAGAGGCCAAAUGCAUGCUGCUCAGGUAAGCCAGUGCACACCAGGGUGGUGUGGAGAGGGGAGGGAUGUGGAUGCCCAUUUUGAAAAGACGUAGAUGCCUGAGGGGGACAACAAAGUGAAUGUUUUGGAAGUUGCUUGUUUUUGGUAAAUGGCUUUUUUUCUGAGUUUCUGUGGUGGUUCUUUAGCAAUUUGUUAGACCAGCUGUAUGAGAUGAAGUGUUGCUUCAUUGACUGCUCUUCCCCCAUCCCUGCCAAAUUUUAAUGCAUCACUCUUAACCCCACCUCCUAUAAUGACACUUUGUUGUGCUUCAGCUGAUUGCCUCAUCAGUUCUCCCCCAUCCCUGCCAGAUGUGCCCACAUGUUUGAGUUGGGUUAAGACCCCAUACCUACCCUUUUGAUAAAAGAAAAACCUAGAGUUCUGAGUAAAGAUCCAAAUCUCAACUAAGCCCCCAGGCCCCCAGAAAUCCAGCUGAAGGCAGUAUUUUCAAUAUUAAACUUCCAAGAAGGAAGAAAGGAUUAAGCCACACAGUAUUAGGCUUGGAAACCCUACUGAUCUCCCAGGGGCUGAUGCCAGGAUUCAGUCCUCAGUGCUGGAAUCUGCAGGGUGUGGGACGCCAGAGCUCAUGUGAUGGUCUCACAUACUGUACCAUGCCAAACUACAUUACCAGUGGUGGGAAAUCACUGGGAUAAGGACUUGGAUCUAAAAGCUUAGGAACCAAAAUAUCUGUAUUUAGGACUGUGUUUGGUUUGCCACAUUUAAAGGAAAGUUGAAUGCAGUGAAGCCCAGAGGUAGACCAAUUACACAAUCACAGGGGCUGGAAUGAAGCUGCUGCUGGGUUUGUAUUUUGUUUUGUAUUACUUUCCUGCUUUGCCAUUUUUCUUGCAUCUCUAAUGUUUGCUUAGUAAUGACUUGAAUAUCUUGGUCACUGACAAAUGUCUUCCUUGAGGGACUCCAGCAGUACUUGUUUAAACAGCUGAAAGGACUGUCAAAAAUGAUCCGUGUGUUACUUGGGACUCUUUUGAGGACAUGACAUUGAUCUUCCUCUUGCUCCACAAAUCUGUUUUCUGAGUCAUGUAAAGGGGGUUCCCACCCACCCCACUUCAGUUUAUUUCUAUGAUAAGCUGCAAUAAUAGCAUAUGUCCAGUUUAACCUGGACUGGGACUGUGUUUUGGUGGGUGUUUGCAGGUUUUUCCUUAUGAAAGAUGAAAUUGAUGCUUGAGCACUGGAUGCAGAAGCCAAGAUGAUUCAAGUAGCUUUGAGUAACCACCAGGUUCUGCUUUUGAUUCAGGUGCGGGGCAUCAUGUCCUCCUUAUUCCUCUUCUUAGAAACUUAGCCUGCCUCUCAGAUACCAACCCCACCCACCUACCACCUCUCCCUAUGAUUUUUAAUGCAGACUUUGGACAUUGCCAAAGGAAGCCAUUCAGCAGCUGCUGUGGGUUGAUUUUUCCUCCAUCAUGCACCUAUUCUGUCUGGUAUUAUCUGCCCACUGACCCUGGUCCCCAGCUCCUGGUCUGACUAAUUGCUUUUACUUGUUGCACUAAUGAAUAGGAUUCUAAGUUUCAAAGGGGGAAUUUGAAGCAAUAGGCAAAUGGGGUUUGGAUGAAUUGGUCCUAUAGAUACCCUGCCUUAACUCACUGAGGUGAUGAGUCCACUGCUCAUGUGAUCCUCCACCUUUGUGGAUUCUCUAGGUUUGUGACCAGUGUUUCUAUUUCUUGAGGUCGUACAAACUUGACAAAAGUCAAUACUUCAGUUUGUAUUUUCUGCACUGUUGCAGUCCCUGAGUGGUCCCUUGAAUAUUUUUUAACUUGUUACACAUGUUUUUGUCUUUGUCUACGUUCUUUCUUUUUUUAAUUUGGAAGAUUACCUGCUGUUGGUUUUAAUAAAUUUGUUUACUUGACUGUUGACAAUUUUGAGAGAAAACCACACCUCCAUCCCUUCCCUCAAAAAAGCCUAAACCACCAGUGACUUUAUUCUGGAGUAAGAUUUACCCACUUGGGAGCCUUUUCUAACAUGGCAUUGGAUAGCAAUUCCUAUUCUUUGGAAAAUAACCCAGAUAAUACAGGCUCCAGACUCCCGAUAUGGGUAUUGACUUCCUACUCACCAAGCUUAAUCGUGUUCUUUGGGGUUCCAGUACUUACAAAAAGCAAAUGAGACUUCAGUGGCCACCACCUAUAUCAUCUUACCUCAGCAACUGAUGUGGAUUCGUAUGAGAAAUAGGAAGUAAAUUUGAACACUGUGUAAAUGGAUGGCUCCCGCAUCUAUCCGGUUGGCAGUGAUUAAGGCAAAGGAGAUAAGCUGAAACUGUCAAGUACCACUGCUGUGUGAUCUUUGGCAAGUUAGUGAAAUUCUGAGUUUCCUUUUUACUCAACUGUAAAAAUCAAAGAGACGUAUUUCCAUCAGAAUGUUAGGAUUUAAAAGAAAGACCUUUUAAAGCACUUAAGAAACGAAAAGGUUGAGGUUUUCAAAAGGAUGUCAGGUAAGAAAUGCAGGGAAUCCAGAGAAUAGGAGGGGAGCUGGCAUGGCCACAUGGGGGCUCAGCUUCCCUCUGUGUCAGACUUGGGGGUGGGAGGCUUAAUACUAACACAAUCCCUGACAGCUCCAUCUCGCUCUUAGAGAAGUCUGAUUAUGGUAGACCACUUAUGACCCUUAGCUUCCUUUCAUUGUAUUUUCUGUCUGGUUUCUGUUUAUAUUCAGGAAAGCUAUUGGCCAGCCAUCUUACUUCUUUGAUGAGGCUCUAAUAGCCUUCCCAGAGAUUCUCAGCCUCAUGUUGGUAUCUCCAGAAAGUAAGUACAGUGGUGAGAUUAGAUGUGCUUUUACUUUACUUUUCUAAUCGAAAGGACUUGGAAGUCAUGGCUACACCCUCUUUCUAGCUAGGGAGAGGGUUGUAUGUUUGUUUUCUCAAUGAAUUGGAAUUUCAUUUUCUCUUUCAACCUUAUUACCAAGGUCAGCAUCAGAUUGAGGCUGGAAGGAAAUCUAGGUGGGGGUGACUUGUUUUUCUUACUUAAAAAAUAUACCUCCAAAGCAUGUACUUAUUCCCCAAUUGGUUCUUGGGUUUGUGUCUUCUGUGCUCUGGCCCUGUGAGUUACCAAGUCCAGCAAGGGCCUUACAAAUACAAGUGUGGAAAAUAAGGAAGCAUGCUGAUUUAGGUGCUUUGUAUAGAGACUGGCACUAUUCAAAGUGUUGUCAGAGUGCUGUACAGAUUAUAGACAGUUAAAACCCCAUUUUCAGUCAGAACUUUUGGGCAAGAACUUCACACAGUUAUCAGAUGUGCUUAACUGCAUGUGGAAUGGACUUCUGGCAAGAAAGGUAGAGUGAAGGUGGCGCUGAGGGUCCAGCGGAGUACUGUCGAGUCGCCUCAGCACUGGCCAGCUCCCUCCUCACAGAUCCAGCUGCCAGAAAGCACAUGGCUGGGUCGGCUCUGGAUGUCAUCUCUGGCUUUGUGUUUUGCGUUAGGCCCAAAAAGGUUAGUCUUUCUGGAUAGGAAAGGCAAGGCACCCAGCCUAACCUCUCAUCCUCUCCUUUACUGUGACUUUGGAGGCUGUGCUCUGUCUUACAAAAGCCAUAAGGCUCUUAGUGGGGUUUAACGUUCUUCCUGUAUAACGUUCCAGCCUUGACUCUCCUGCCUUAGGGGUGCUGAGAAGUCCUACUUGGAUGUGGUAGCAAGGUAGUCAGCAACAAAGCAUCUAACUCCAUAGUGUUUUGUAAUCCACACUGACAGGGACUCUCUGUGGACCCUGUGUUUAUCUGGGACGGUGCUGCUGAAAUGGCUAGUAUGUUAAAAUACAGAGCUACAAAACAGUAUGGUACUAGUCUAAGAAAGGACAGAAGAAAACAUGCACAAAGGCUCUUGUAUAUACAUGGACUUACAUAAGAAAGGAGGCAUCCUCUACUGAGUAAGUAAAGACAGCUAAUUGGAUAAAAUCUAAAUAUUUGGGGGAAAGUUGCCAUAUGCCAAAAUAAAUUCCAGGAGGAAUAAUGGUGUAAGUAUAUAUAGGAACAUAUUUGAAAUAAUUGACAAGUGGACACUAUACUGAAUCCAUAAGGAGACCUUAAAAAUUCAGUAUGGGAAAGUACUUAACAAUGGGAACAUGGACAAAGGAUAUGGACAACUCACAGAAGGAAAACAACUGGCCAAAGAGCUUCUAGAGAAGAUAGUAGACACCAGUCUAAAAGGUACUCUAAUAAAAUGCAGUUGAACCCUUAAAAAACUUUUUUUUUAACCUACUAAAUUGGCAGAGAUUUCAAACAAAUCCAUGCUAGCAAACACAAGGUAGAACUUCUCUGGAAUUUAAAAAAUCUUAAGUGUUCAUACUCUUCAAACCAAUAAUUCUACUUUUAGGAAUUUUUCCUCAAGAAAUAUUAUUUGCCAAAGAUGUGUGUGCAAGGAUAUAAGUGACAACAUCAUUUGGGAACAACUUUAGUGUCAGCAAUUAGAAGUCCUGGCACACACUAACAUGUGGAGUACUAUAUAGCCAUUAAAAAUAGCUUUUGGCUAAUGGAAGAAUGUAAAAUAGUGAUAGUCAUUGAACUCUGAGUGGUGGGAUAGAUGUGAUUUUAACUUUUCUGGAUUUUUUGUUUCCAUUAAUGGGUUUACAUACAGUGAAGAAGUUAUUUACAAGAUGGGGGACAAAAAAUGAAAACAAACAUGGCUGAGUCUUCUGAACAACCCCACUAAGGGUGAAGAGAUCAGAAAGUUGGGAGUAAUAUAUUCAAAGCCUAAAUCAAAAGUUCUGUAAAAACCUUUGGAGUUGCUUUUUCCCCCAAAUGAGAAGUUGCUUCUCCAGCAGCUGCCUUGGCAGCUCUGCAUUGGCUGCAUAAAAGGGUGUGGGAGGAAAAAUGCACAAACGCACUUAUGAAUGGAAUGUGUAUUUUGCAAGAGGCCAAGUUGGCAGCUUUGGCUUCCAAAAGGUGGGAGCAUCAGCUGAAAGAACAGAGUGUGCAGACUGAGGCCUCCAGAGACCUUAUGAUCUGGGCCCAUCUCUGCAGCGUUGCGGAUUUGGGAGCUCGGGGAAACCUCCAGCCUUACCAUCCAGAAGGAAAUGACCUUGGCAAUUCCUGGGAGCAAAGGGAAUGCUCCUGGCCCAGGGAGCCCUAAUCUGCUCCAGAAUCCUACACUUGGAAGGUAAUUCUCAGUAAAAUGUUUUUUUGAACACUUAAUGUGGGCUUUCCCUAAUCUAACCCUCCUAACAACCUUA
Manis javanica (Malayan pangolin) is the source of this 11472-nucleotide messenger RNA. It is a transcript of the gene DCUN1D3, whose product is annotated as defective in cullin neddylation 1 domain containing 3. Gene Ontology annotation, cellular component: ubiquitin ligase complex. The record is from RefSeq and is a predicted model, not a curated record. Lineage: Eukaryota; Metazoa; Chordata; Mammalia; Pholidota; Manidae. Gene Ontology annotation, molecular function: ubiquitin conjugating enzyme binding; cullin family protein binding; ubiquitin-like protein binding. Gene Ontology annotation, biological process: protein neddylation.